AUGCUUAAUAGGAAGUUUGUUUUUAAAGUUCAGAUUUCAAAGUUUAAUCACGAGAACAAUUAUCACGCCUACACCGUUCAUAAGAUGACUGAUGAUGAACUUGUAGUUGGUGCAGUUUUCAAACAUUCACCUGCAUACGAAGAAAACAUUAUUCAUUCUGAUGGUACUCCUAUCAACAAGUCUAUUAAGGAAAAGAGUCUUUCUGUUAAAGGUGACAAUAUUAAUGUUGUUGAUCUUGAUGCGGUGACACCGACAACUACUUCACUGAAACGCCCUAUUGAGAUUGUUACCACCACUGAAUCGUUUGAAUGGUCUUCCUCAAAAGAUGGUGUUGCUCCUCAUACCCUUAAGAUUCCAAAAAUGGAAAAACUCGAAUAA
This is a messenger RNA of Lactuca virosa, 378 nucleotides long. Lineage: Eukaryota; Viridiplantae; Streptophyta; Magnoliopsida; Asterales; Asteraceae. The record is from the annotation of a GenBank genome assembly.